Mesocricetus auratus (golden hamster) is the source of this 4185-nucleotide messenger RNA. It is a transcript of the gene Dclre1a, whose product is annotated as DNA cross-link repair 1A. The record is from RefSeq and is a predicted model, not a curated record. Gene Ontology annotation, molecular function: 5'-3' DNA exonuclease activity; damaged DNA binding. Gene Ontology annotation, biological process: protection from non-homologous end joining at telomere; interstrand cross-link repair; double-strand break repair via nonhomologous end joining. The transcript is spliced from 10 exons. Lineage: Eukaryota; Metazoa; Chordata; Mammalia; Rodentia; Cricetidae. The coding region runs from base 771 to 3842 and encodes 1023 amino acids.
GGGAGACGGGAGAGAGUUCCCGCCAAGAAAGACCCGAAAGGUAAACGCGGAGGUGAAGGAGGUCCUCGGAGAGGAGGAGAAGGAGGAGGAGCGUGGUUGUUGUAGAUGGCGAGGCCGGCGGUCUUGUGUUAACCAGGGUUCGGUCCUGUGGCUGGAGGAAGACAUGGAGCGGCCCGGGACACUGCAGCUGGCUGGGUACCCAUGAGUCACGACUGGGGGCAGCUGUGGGCUUGGGGACCAAGGCCACUGUGGUCAUGGUGUGACCGGUGUCAGGAGUGAACUGAAAAGGGCCCGGAUGACCAGGGGCUGGACCUGUGGAUGGGCGCGCUUGUCCCCGAGAGAGGAGAGAGCCGGGGUAGCUUCCCUACAGUCCCAUGGGGCCGGUUUUAAGAUAAAGAGUUGUUGGGCUUGUACUACCCUCCCGUGCUUAGCUUUCAAGCCAUCAUCGAUUCUCACUUUCAUGACUCAAGUCCUGGAAAACAGGGGGUUGGGGGGAAUAAAAAAGAUGCUUGAAUGGAAUAGUGUCACAAUGUAAAGAAAACGGUGCAGAUAUUAGCCAGUGGUAGGCUCUCUUUAUUGUAUCGCUGGAACAGCAGGUGUUCACAGGUACCAAGUGUGCUGUGUGCCCAUGUAACCAUCACCAAAGCCUUAGGUUCCAACUAAGUUAGUUGGCUUUUGGUUAUUUUUUAUAACUGUUAAAAAGAAAUUGCAGCAAGAAAAGGACUCUGAAUUUACUAAAAGCUAAUGUACUCAUAUAAAAUCAUUUUGCCAUGUUAGAGGACACGUUUUGGGAAGAAGAAAUCUGGGACUAUAAAUCUAAAAGAAAACCAAAACCGGCGCAUCCAAAUAGCUGUUCUCAAAACAUUCCAGAAUCUGUUGGAAGAACAGCAGAUGGAAAUGACCAGUCAAAAGGAAAAAAAGGAAACAAAAAAAGAAACGCAGAGGAUAAAGGCAAGACCAGGGACCACACAGUGUGCCUUGGAGAAGCAGACUGCCAGAUUGCUGUAGGUUCCAGUCAGAAUCCAAGUGGUAGAGAUGAGACGCAGCAGGCUCAAAGCAAAGACACCACCCCAAGAAAGCACUGUAGAACUCACAAAAACAAACAAGUGUCCCCCAGGGCCCGCCCCGUUUAUGACGGACACUGCCCAUGCUGCCAGAUGCCCUUUUCCUCACUGCUGGGUCAGACACCCCGAUGGCAUGUUUUCGAGUGUCUGGAUUCUCCGCCAGUCUCUGACACAGAGUGCCCCGAGGGUGUUCUGUGUACCUCCACAAUUCCUUCUCAUUAUAAGAAAUACACUCACCUCCUGCUAGCUCAGAGUAGGGCUAGCAAUGAGCCUCCCAGCAGCCCCUCACGCGUGCCCACUGGACGUUCUACUGCAGCAAAGCCAGCCUCUUGUAACCCUGAAGAAAGAUGGCCUGUGCAUCUGAAAGCUGAGAGCUUAAGAGUUUUAGAUGAUUCCUUGUUGAUGAUACAGUGUCUAAAAACAUCUGCGCUUCCACCUGAAACCGACAGAAAGAGCCCCUCUUGUGCGAACUCUCAAAUGUCACCAGCUCCACAGUGUACAGAGUCUGUUAAGAAGGACAAGUUUGUGCGAGGCGGUUUGCAUCUCCCUGAGGAUGCGUUCAACAGUCAAAGCACCUCACAGGGUACGACGAGCUUGCCGUCGCCAGAAACUGACUGUGGCAGCUGUGAGAUCUCUUAUUCGCCGUUGCAGAGUGACAAGGAGACUUAUGACGAUUCACAGCGAGAGCUGUUUUGUACCCAGAGCUCUAAAGACAGCAGCCUAGAAGACGAUGGUCCUGCCGUAUUUGAAAACUUUCACAAUCCCUUCCCGAGGGAACUGGAGGGAGUCUGCCCCACAGCGGAAAGCCUGGUAACUCAGGCUGAUUGCAAUGCGUUGUAUAAAAUCAGCGCGCUAAGUGAUUCAUUUCAGCUUCUCUCCCAGACUGAGAGCAGACUUUCCCAAGACGCUGGCGUUCUCCUGUUUUCACCUGCAUUAGCGGCAGGGCCUGCUGCUUCUAAUUGUCAAGCCCGCAAAGCAAAACCUGGGGAUCCGGAGGAGCCGCGCUCACUUGGAUCGAGUCAUCAGAAAGGGAAAAUGGAAACAUCAGCUGUGGGCAAUCAGAUUCCCCUGCCGUCGCCGUUACCUACAAGUGCCAUGCCGAAGCCACUUGAGAAGGAGGGAGGAGAGCGCCGGCCUUUGCAUCCGACCCAAAAUCAAAUUAGGGGAUUACGGAAUGAGGUCUUGGGUGCUACCGUGGCUAACUCGGCCUGCGCCUGCAGAAAGGUAGAAAAGCUGUCUAGUACGCCUCCUGCCAAAUCUUUGAACCCAUUGCCUUCCAGUCCCAAGUGCAGUGCAAGUCAGCCUUCUAAGAAAGUUAUGAAGCAAAUGGAUAUAGGUGUGUUUUUUGGACUACCCCCCAAGAGACUAGAGCCGUCACCGAGCGAAAGUGCAUCAGGAGGGCGGAAUGUCAACCCAGUUGCUAGUCCUAACAAAAGGCAGCCCCGGCCGUGCAAGAGGAAAGCAGAAAACUCCCUAAGUAACUUAGAAUCGGACUCAGGGGAUUUAAAUGAGAGUCAGCGCUCUGUGGAACAGCCAGGAGAGAGGGCCCAGCGUCGAAGAAAGAGACAUAAAAUGUCAGAUUCGCCGCAGGAAGGAGCACAUCAGAGGAGGUCUGGUCACCCCAUGAACAAUCCGGAAUUGGGAGCAGUCAGUUUAAAUAAGGGCAGAGCCUUCGGAAGGAGGACUCAUGGCAGGCCACAGAGAGGGAGCACGGACACUCCAGGGUCAUCCAGGGCCGGGGAAUUGAGAAGAACAUGUCCGUUCUAUAAGAGAAUCCCCGGAACUGGUUUUACCGUGGACGCUUUUCAGUACGGCGAGGUCGAAGGCUGCACGGCCUAUUUCCUCACACAUUUCCAUUCAGAUCAUUACGCGGGCUUGUCUAAGGACUUUGCGCUGCCAAUUUACUGUAGUGAGAUAACUGGCAAUUUGUUGAAGAAGAAACUUCGUGUGCAGGAACAAUACAUCCAUCAGUUGCCGAUGGACACUGAGUGUACAGUGGACGGUGUCAAAGUUGUUUUGCUGGAUGCCAAUCACUGCCCAGGUGCUGCCAUGAUUCUCUUCCGUCCUCCUAACGGCGCCGCAGUACUGCACACUGGAGACUUCCGAGCCGACCCCAGCAUGGAGCGCUCCCUUCUUGCGGGCCGGAAAGUCCACACGCUCUUCUUAGACACCACGUACUGCAGCCCAGAGUAUACCUUCCCGUCUCAGCAGGAGGUUAUCCAGUUUGCCAUCAACGCUGCCUUUGAGGCGGUAACUCUAAACCCGCGUGCACUUAUUGUCUGUGGCACUUACUGUAUCGGAAAGGAGAAAGUCUUCCUAGCCAUUGCUGACGUUUUGGGCUCAAAGGUGGGCAUGUCCCCAGAGAAGUAUAAAACUUUGCAGUGUCUCAACAUACCAGAAGUCAACUCCCUCAUAACUACAGAUAUGUGCAGCUCCCUGGUCCACCUCCUCCCAAUGAUGCAAAUUAAUUUUAAGGGCUUACAGAGUCAUUUGAAGAAGUGUGGUGGGAAAUACGACCAGAUUUUGGCUUUUCGACCUACAGGAUGGACACAUUCUAACAACAUAACUAGCAUAGCGGAUAUUACUCCCCAGACGAAAGGAAAUAUAUCAAUAUAUGGGAUUCCCUAUAGCGAACACAGCAGCUACCUAGAAAUGAAACGUUUUGUCCAGUGGCUGAAGCCACAGAAAAUCAUCCCCACCGUGAACGUCGGCACCUUCCAGUCUCGGAGCACAAUGGAGAAACACUUCAGAGAGUGGAGACUGGAAGCUGGCUACUAAUGCUGGCACCGGAGUCAGCACUGGCUGUGUGUGGCGGGCGUUAAUAGUCUAAACCCAAGGAGCUGUGUUUUCUGAGACAGUCUCAGGACUGUGUUUCUCACUCACCUUUGAGUGCUGUAUGCAUGCUACUGAAUGCCUCCCAGAAUCCUCAGGGACGGCCGAGAAGGGUCUUCCCAGGGCCUUUAAUUCUUCAUUCUUCCUCUGCGAGGCAAUAGUGACCUGCAGCAACCUAAGGGGGGAACGAAAAGAAUUCAUGGAAAUGGACCAGAAGCAUUAUCUAUGUGAUAUGAAAUAAAACUUUUAUAUGAUAUGCACUCUUAAAUAAAAAUGGAUAUAGAACUUA